Messenger RNA from Acanthoscelides obtectus, 546 nucleotides. The record is from the annotation of a GenBank genome assembly. NCBI's taxonomy places the organism in Eukaryota, Metazoa, Arthropoda, Insecta, Coleoptera, Chrysomelidae.
AAUUAUUUUAAUUGUUAGGUAGAUAAUAUGGCAGAUACACGAUAUUGGUCGAAAGAAGUUGUUUCAGAGUUUAUUGAAAUAUAUAAAUCUUAUCCAUGCUUAUGGAAAAUCAAAUCCCGAGAAUAUACAAACAGAAAUUUGAAAAAUGCUGUUUACGACAAAUUAGUCGAGUUUUGUACAAAAUUACAUCCAGAAGCAAAUCGAGAUUAUGUUGUGAAGAAAAUACAAAGUUUUCGCGGUUCUUUUCGGAAGGAAUUAAAAAAGAUAGAGGAAUCCAAGCGAAGUGGAGCUAGUACAGAUGAAAUUUAUACUCCCACAUUAUGGUAUUUCGACUUACUCCAGUUUACUAUUGAUCAGGAAAUACCCACGCAAAGCAUUUGUAACAUGGAAGAUGAAGGAACAGAAAAUUCCAACCACUCUACUGAAGAAGAAGUUGAAUUUCAAGAGAAAACAGAAGUAAAUAAUACACAAUGUUUCAUCACAAGUGCCUUCAACAUCUCAUGCACGUCCAACAAGUCCAACUGCCUUCAAGCCUGCCUCAAAUAA